Molecule: messenger RNA, 858 nt
Organism: Anopheles marshallii
Lineage: Eukaryota; Metazoa; Arthropoda; Insecta; Diptera; Culicidae
Exons: 1
Coding region: 1-858 (285 amino acids)
Biological process (GO): ubiquitin-dependent protein catabolic process; protein ubiquitination
Molecular function (GO): ubiquitin protein ligase activity
Source: RefSeq, a predicted model, not a curated record
AUGGUCCUAGCCGCGAUAGCCGACUUCAUAUACGAGUUUUACAGUUUCCUGCACAGCGUAGUUACAUUUAUAUCCUAUAUCGGCUAUUUGGUGUACUACAUCAUCUGCAAAGCAGCAUGGGUCAUGCAGAAUGUAACGAUUUUCGCGCGAAUCGUCUACGAAGACAAUCACCACUUCAUCCAGGAUUCAAAAGCAUUCAUCGUUGGAACAUCCGACUUCUUCAUCGCCAACAUCGGGAAGGUUUACAAUGCCGUCAAAUUCAUCGGUACGGCGGUUUAUGAUGGAACGGUCGCAGCUGUGUCGCUAUUGAAAUUGAUCGUUUUGUCUGCUAAACAAAGCAUAGUGCUGUUCGGAGAUGCCGUAUGUUUGCUGAUCACCGCACCGUAUCAACUGCUGCUAUUUUGCUAUAGCCUACUGUGCGAUGUACACUUGUUUUUCCAAAAUGAUGGACUGUUCCAGAUGAUGCGCUUCAUUAGCAAUGAACUUGUGGUAUCAGCCGUUAUAGUGGUGGUAUUGGCAGUGCUCAUCUACCAGCACGCUGACACCGAACAGGUGAAACUGGUGUACAAUUUUAUGAAGGAAAAGGUUCGCACUGGUGUCGAAUUUAUGUACAAAGCGCUCGAAACGGUAUUGCUUGCGAGACGAGCCAGACGAGUUGAAACAGUGCGCGAUAGAACGCCAACCCCAUCGACGGUUGGAAUUUGCAUCAUAUGCCAAGAAAAUGAACGCACCGUUGCCUUUAUUCCCUGUGAACAUCUCUGCGUAUGUAAAGUAUGUGCCAGAAUCUUAAUUUACUACGAUCCCAAGUGUCCGCUGUGCCGUUCCUACAUCUAUGAAAGGCUGGAGGUUUACGUCUAG